Messenger RNA from Gregarina niphandrodes, 4929 nucleotides. RefSeq lists its product as hypothetical. Gene Ontology annotation, molecular function: RNA polymerase I general transcription initiation factor activity. The transcript has a single exon. Lineage: Eukaryota; Apicomplexa; Conoidasida; Eugregarinorida; Gregarinidae. The record is from RefSeq and is a predicted model, not a curated record. The coding region runs from base 1 to 4929 and encodes 1642 amino acids. Gene Ontology annotation, biological process: transcription initiation at RNA polymerase I promoter.
AUGCCUCCGAGGGGUCGAGGUCGGCCGAAGAAGACGCCGAUUCCGAGUGGUGCGGGUGGUCCCUCGCGUGUGGCAGAGGUGGUGUUUCGUACGAGCAAGCGUGACAACAACGCUGAGGUUUUGCGGCUGGCGGAGUAUGUGAAUGAGUUGCUGGUGGAGAAAAGUCGGAGCGUGGAGUCGCAUAAGAAGUUGGAGAGUCUGGUGCGCCAGACGGUGUUGGAUUUCAAUGUGCUGAUAGCAAGUGAUCGGGAGUUUAGUCAGUGGAUCCGUUGUUUGCAUGGAAUAGCGAGUAGUCGUGGCGACUUGUUCGGAGUUGUAUAUAGCAGCUUGGUUCAGCAGCUAAAGACCUUCCAUGACCACGACGAGUACCGGGACUACGGUUACGGUAAAGAUGUCGUGCUUUCGAAGGACAUUCGGUGCAAGAGCAUUGAUGACGUGCGGCAACGGUGUAUCAAAAUAAUCCAGGGACAACCGCUGAACAAACUGAUCGACCGGCAGUCUUUCGACUUCCGCUUCCUCGUCACGGUCUUGGCAUUCCACCCACGGGCGGCAGACAAGCUGCGAGGUGUAACUGACUUGAAAAUAAUCCAGAACAAACACGACGCAAAAUGCCGCGUUAUUUGCCUCGUCUAUGACCCCAAGCAAAGGGAAGACGGUCUGACGGAGGAUGAUAUCUCCUUCUCCAAAUGUCUGCCCUACAUCUACGACCCCAAUUCCGACCGGAUUCGCGACCUGCUAUGCGAUGCUAUUUUCCGACAGUUCCGUUUGUUCUUUACCAGUCGAGGCACAUACAUGAUAGACGUCCUACAAAAGUCAGCUCCUCCUCCAGAAUUUCAGCAGAUUGGAACCUCCAUAGUAGAUGCGAGAAGGACCAGCACGUAUAUUUUGAAUUACAUACAAGCCGUCCUCGGAUUAAUGUCGCGCGCAUCAUUGAAGCCCUUCAGUGACAACGGAAAUUAUGUGCAACUGGAUACCAUAGAUACCUAUAAGCUGUACCGGACUCUACAGACGUUCAUUAUCCGUUAUCUUCAUAAUAUGGAGACUGAGCGGAUGGAUGACGACAUUGCAGAAGGAUUCGAUGAAGACCAGUUCAACUUUUGGCUUAAGGAACAAGCCGACGAACUCACCCGGAUUUUGCAGUCUAAGAAGCAUCGUUAUUCGGCGCAACAGCUGGAGCAGGCUAAACAAAUGGUUCGAAACCGAGAUCUGAUGUAUAAGAAGUAUAAUCAAGUUAAGACCGAGGAAGAAGUAGGACCAGUCAAGCUCAAGCUAGAUGCUGCUUAUUGCCUUUUAUACAGGUUCUUCGUUAAGGAAUUCGAGUCUAAAAAGACCUUAAUUCUACGGCGGUCAACAUUUGACAAACACUUUUCGGAAUCUGCCAAAGUGCUUCAAGACGUGUUAGGACCUACAGCAUAUGCCGCCCAGGCGCCUCAGUCUCCCAUCGUAUCGCCCAUGUUGUCUCCCAUGAUGUCCCCUUAUCAAGCCGCCGGAGCUGGAAGCAUCAUGGAUUCUGGCAGCGCCAUGGGAUCCGGAAGCGCUAUAGGAAGUGAGCCGGCAUCCCCGCAGAUCGAUGUGAGAUCUGGAGGAGGGUUGCUGAUGAGUGAGGUCAGUGAUAUUCAGUCGAUUACAUCCAGUCGGAAAUCUCGUGCCGGACCAGAAACAUUGAAGGUGACUAACAUUCUGCUAAGCCACUUGCUUGAUGACUUCGAAGAAAAUUGUCUUGGGGCCUACGAUUCCCCCGUUCUGCCUCUGUUAUUCUUCGGAAUCGUUAAUUUGGAUUUUGAGGUUCACGGUAAUAUGUUCUUAAAUAGAAUCCUUACCGCCUUUAGGAACCAGACAACCAAUGAGCUAUCGAAGGAGAAAAUAGCAACUUAUAUGAUCGGAUAUGCAUGCAGAUGUAAUCGGAUUUCGGUUCAGGCGAUACAGGAUGUAGCAGUUCAUUUAGCUAACGAUCUAUUAUUCUUAGCGCGGAAGGCUUCAGUUAGCGGAUCACCCACCAGCGGGGGACCAACAAUUGCAGGGCUUAAUGCUGCCGUUACCUGCUUUUCUGGAUUGCUGGAAAUAUUUUGUGCGCGCUGGAAUCAAUUAAAGGACGAUUUGGAAACGCGUGUGCUCCUGGAAAUUUUCCUCAUUAUGGCUUAUGCUAAUUCAGUAUUCGAGAAUAGGUUCGUUCAGAUGACUCGCAAGAUAGUCUGCUCCACAUUUGUGACCAAAAUGAAGAGAUUUGACGUCAGUUAUCAUAAGGAACUGUCGGCAUUUUUGUCAGGACUAUCUGAUCACGGUGAGACCGUAAUUGCUCCAGAGGCGGGGAAGAAGAAGAAAGGCGAGACGAUGAGUGUGUUCGAAAUGGAGACCACCUGGCCAGUGCGACCAUUUGCUAGAGUUGAUUUAUUUAAAUUUGGAUCUUACGUUCAUCGCCCCGAGAUUUGGUUUGAUUGCUGGGCCAAGGAUGACGUCGAGUCUGCGGCAUCCCAGCCUUUACCGCUGGGGGCAGAAAUUGCUCAGGACAUAUGGAAUAAACUCAUCGAGGGAGACAUUAGAGAGGUAACGCGGAGUCAGGAUCCGGAUAUCGGUGAUAUUGACCUUGACGCCGACUCGAUGUCAGGAUCGGGCUCUGAAAGUGAGGACGUGGCGCUUGAGACGCAGGAGACGGGUAUAGACCAAAUUGUCAACCUCCAGAUAGGUCCAGGCAAAGACGUGGCAAUGGCGGACGUGGAAGAGAUCUCUCCCGCCAGCUUGGCUGAAGAACCAUCGGCGAUAGCCGCUACGGAGCAGCAACCUGAUGAGGUACCGGCUGCUGAGCAGCAACCAGGCGUGACCCAGGACUCGUCUGACCCAGAGGGUGACGUGAAGGAGAAUUCAUCUCUAAUUAAGUCCGACACUCAACAGAAAGAAACUACGCCGACAGCCGUAGCGCAAUCGAUUGGCCUCGAAUUUAGCAGUGAUAGUAGCAGCGACGAAUCGGACAUGAGUGAUUCGUCGAAGGUCAUUCAAUUUAACGUCCCGGGCACUGAGAAGAAGAACCUCGAUCCUCGACAAGAAGUCGAGACUAUCGUUGCUGAGACUGUUGGGACCAAAGGAACUGAUGCGAAGAACAAUUCAAGUAGCUCGUCAGAUAGCACUGAGGACUCCGGUAAUGAGGUAGAAAUGGCUAUAGAAUCUAAGUCGUCAAAACCUGAGGCGGCGAACGUUGACGUGAGCAUGGACGCAGCUAGUAUGGGAGCGGAAGAGGAGACGCCCGUGGCGGAGACCCAAGUGAUAGACGCUCCGGUAGUACACGUUCCUGUAGUGGAAGUUCCGGUUGUAGACGCUCCCGCUGUACCUGUUGUGGAAGCGGUGAGGAGCUUGUUCGAAGUUAGUGACAGUAGUGCGUCUUCCGUCGAUAGUGAGACUGUGCCGGACGGCGUUGGUACUAAACGCAAGUUUGCCACCAGCGACCCGGCCGUCGAUAAGAAUUGCAGCGAGGGUGCCGGCGCGAAAAGAGUCAGGCUCGAUUCCGAGGCCGCCCCGUCAAUGACUGACCUCCUCAGUGUAGUUGAGCCUGGGGCGGCGACCGCGGCUGGAUCGGUCGUCUCUCCUGAUGUCUCGAUGGAGGGAAGGCUUCCGUCGCAAGACUCAAUUCUUUCAGAUCCAAGACCUUCGGAUGUAGGCCAGCCUCAGGUCAUUGAGCAGAGCGACAAGGCCCUGUCGGCUACGCACUCGGUAGAGAUGACGCCGCCGGACCACACAGAUCCGGGGUCAACGUCCACGGUCGUAAACGUGUUCAACGAUAUGGGACGCGAAAGCGAAGAGACCGGACCGGUGGAACAGGGAUUGCCAAAUGAGGUUGAAUCGUCAGGUGAGGUUGAAUUGUCAGGCCAGGCUAGAGAAGGGGAGGUAGGCAACGUGGUCGAGAACGGAGUGAGUGGAAAGAGCCGAGCUACUACGGAGGACGAAACCCUUCCUGAUGGAGUCGUUCCUGAUGACGUCGUUCCGGCAACAAGCAUGGAAGACCCUCAUCCAGAUACGGAUUUCCCCGGAAACUCAGGAUUGCCUCCAGUUACUGAUCUUCCGGCUUACGUACCUCCGGCUUACGUACCUCCGGCUUACGUAAAGGCGGCUGGGGGACUUCGCGAGUCGGCUGCGACCACAGCAUCUGGCGCGGCCACGCCGCUCAUAAGCACUCCGGCAAGUACACCGGCAGCAAGCAAGCUGUCUAGUGAAUUCGUAGGCGGCCUAGAGACUGUCGGGGACUUGGACGGGAGCUUUGUCGCCGGAGAGGCUCUAGUCCCAGUCCAGCCGCAAGAACCCGGAUCGGAAGAACCCGGACCGGGAGCGUCCGACUCAGGGGCCACUCCCUGCAAGGCAGUCAGUCCCAGCGAGGCCGAUUCCGCGGCGACGGAAGCGGCGUUCAGUCCGUCGGACGACGUCGACACGCCUUUGAACUACGACCGCGGCGCGACCGCCAUCAGGACAGGCUUAAAGGCGGCCAUGCAGUUGACUCCGGUCACGAGUCCGCCACCAAUGAGUCCGCCAUCAAUGAGUCCGCCGUCAAUGAGUCCGCCGUCAAUGAGUCCGCCAGCGACGGCAGAGUUGCAGUCGACCCUGCAGCCAUUGGCCUCACCGCAGUCGGUCGUCCAGUCGCAGUCGGUCGUCCAGCCGCAGUCGGCCGUCCAGCCGCUGUCGGCCGUCCAGCCGCUGUCGACGCUCAGCCAAGGUCCACUAGACAACAAGGUGCUCGGGCUCAUUGAUAAACUCGUCGACCACUUGAUCAGCACCAACAAAUUCCUCCUGAACGCGCUCCUGCAACAAACCACUAUGGGCUCGGCAAUGGCCGGUCCUCCGGUCGUCGACGCUCAGUCCGGACGUGUUGCGCCGUGCACAGGUGACCAACAGGUGGCCGGCAACCGACCGAAACCGCGGAAGCCGCGGAAGCCGAAGCCAUCUUAA